GGACAAAAGCCUUCACUUUCUUCCUUCAUUCCUCAGUCAACGACCCCUUCUCUCUCUCACACACAGUAAACUGUGUGUGCCACAUUACCAUUUAUUGUUCUUCACCUUUCUUGUUCAGCGUAUGGUGCUUCCAUUAAUGCAUCAGCUCACUUAGAUUGCAUUGGGUCUUUUUGCACCUGAAUUGUACAGAGAAUUUUUACAAACUUAUUAUUAUACUUGUAUGAUGUUUUUAGCAUCACCACUCAGUUGAAAUCAUGAAGAUGUUGCUUCAACUUUCUUUCCUGUUGCUGUUAGUUAACUCGGUGUUGACUCAGGCGCCACUGAGUUCGUUAGAACGGACCGCGUUGUUCGAUCUGCGAGCUUCGUUAGGGAUCAGAGCUGUUUACUGGCCGAGAAAAUCCGACCCGUGUGUGAACUGGACCGGGGUUGAGUGCCAAAAUGGGCGGGUUAUUGGGGUCAAUUUGUCCGGUUUGAAGCGAACUCGGGUCGGGCGUCGUAACCCUAGGUUUGAUGUUGAUGGUUUGGUGAAUUGUAGCGAGUUAAUUUCGUUUAAUUCUUCUGGGUUUGCUCUUCCGGGGGUGAUCCCUGAUUGGUUUGGGCGAAAUCUUAGUGCACUCCAGGUGCUCGACCUAAGGUCUAGCUCAGUUUUGGGUCCAAUUCCUCAGUCAAUUGGGUUGUUGAAUCAGCUUAAAAGGUUGCUUCUUUCGGGUAAUUCGCUUACUGGGAUUAUUCCAGAUUCUUUUAGGCAGCUUGGUAUGUUGUCAGAUUUGGAUCUUUCUCAUAAUAUGUUAACAGGGUCAAUACCUAGCUCGAUUUCAGCUCUUGGAAAUGUUGAAAGUAUUGAUUUGUCUUCCAAUUUCUUAUCUGGGUCGAUUCCGGAUGAGUUUGGUUUGCUUUCGAGUUUGGGUUACUUGAAUCUUUCUAACAAUAGUCUUUCUGGUUCUGUGCCUGCACAGCUGGCAAACCUUUCUCAGUUGGUUGACCUUGAUCUUGGGUCCAAUUCAUUGGCUGGAUUGUUACCAACCGAGCUAGGACGGUUAACAAGGUUAAGGAGAUUGGUUAUUCGAAAUAACGAUUUGGGUGGUAGUUUUUCGGGCAAUUUGAUAGUAAACAUGUCGGCUAUCGUAUUACUUGAUGUAUCUAGCAACAACUUUACUGGCAAUCUUCCGGAUAUCCCAACGUUCUCUAAUGCGUCUUCUCGUGUCACAUUAAACUUCUCGAACAAUAUGUUCUAUGGAAGCUUGAAUUCCAAUAUCUCAACUGUUGAUUCUUUUGAUCUAUCUAACAACUAUCUUCAAGGUUUAGAUGUCCGUACUGGAGAUACGACUUUAUUAUCCGGAAACUGUUUUCUUCGGCUCCCGGGUCAAAGGAGUUUAGAAGAUUGCAGGACGUUUUACGCUCUGAACGGUGUUCCGUUUGAUGGAGAUCCCAUAUCUCCAGUGCAACCUCCAGGCUCGAAAACGAAAAGCAACCGUUUGAAAUAUGUUUUGGCGGGAGUUUUCGGUGGACUUGGUGUCGUUAUAAUUGUAGUUAUACUAUCAGUUUUGAUACUGAAAACAUGUAAUAGGAGAAGUGUAAGCCAAAGAAGUGCAAAUGUAGAACCUGUUCAAGAAGAAGGAAACGCAAAGGAUAAAAGUUCAGCGGUUGAUAUAUUAACCUUAGCGAACUCGUUUAGAUACGAGCAAAUGCUACAAGCGACAAGUGGUUUUAGUGAUACAAACCUAAUAAAGCACGGUCACAGUGGAGACAUUUUUUCAGGGACGUUAGAAGACGGGUUUAACGUAGUUAUUAAAAGAAUCGAUAUGCGUUCUUCAAGAAAAGAUUGUUACAUGACGGAAUUGGAGUUGUACAGUAAGGGUAUGCACACCAGAUUGGUACCUCUUUUGGGACAUUGUUUAGAACAUGAAACCGAAAAGCUGUUGGUGUACAAGUACAUGCCGAAUGGAGAUCUUUCAAAGUCUUUGUAUAGGCCCACCAGUUUGGAAGACGGUGGUUUACAGUCGUUGGAUUGGAUCACGAGAUUAAAGAUCGCUACGGGGGCUGCUGAAGGGUUAGCGUACUUGCACCAUGAAUGUGAUCCUCCUCUUGUUCAUAGAGAUAUCCGAGCAAGCAGUAUCCUACUCGAUGAUAAAUAUGAUGUACGGCUAGGAAGCCUGAGUGAAGUGUGCGCUCAAGGAGUCGAUACCAACCAGAAUGUUAUUACCAGGCUGCUACGGAUAUCUUCGAACUCUGAAUCAACUACUUCUGGGUCAGUGCCUCCUAUAUGUGCAUAUGAUGUAUACUGUUUCGGAAAAGUUUUGCUUGAGCUGGUAACGGGCAAAUUAGGAAUCAGCAAUCCAGAAGAUUCAUCCACAAAAGAAUGGGUUGACCAAACAUUGACUUCCAUUAACAACUAUGACAAAGAAAUGGUGUCCAAGAUUGUCGACCCAUCUCUAGUUUUAGACGAAGACUUGUUGGAUGAGGUGUGGGCUGUAGCCAUAGUGGCUAAGUCUUGCCUGAACCCAAAGCCCGCCAAACGCCCUCAAAUGGCUCAUAUUUUGAAAGCAUUAGAAACCCCUUUCCGGGUUGUACGGGAAGAAGACUUCAGUUCGGGUAGAUUAAGAAACAAUUCAUCAAGACGGUCAUGGAGUGCUGCUUUGUUUGGUAGCUGGAGGCAGAGUUUUUCGGGUAGCACAAAUAGUCAAAAUCAUAGUCAAACGAUGAAAGAUGGUAAUGGGGGUCAAAAGCAACCUAUGAGAGAUAACUCUCAGGGAAGUGGUGCAAAUGAUAGAAGAUUUUCAAGUGAGAUUUUCCCAGAACCUAUAGAUAGCAAUGAUGUGGAAAGACAAGACGAAGCUAGAUGAUGUAACACCGUUAAAAUGGAGUUGAAACAUCAACUAAAUGCAUCAUGUUUUCAGGUUUUAGGGGGACGGAUCAGCACGGUGGGGUGGGAUAAGAAUUUAUUUAAAAAAAUUGGUUUGAAGCCAAAUUCUUUUAUUGUUCUGUGAUUGUAUGGUUUCAAAAGCAUGUAUUUCUUGUUUGUGUGCUUGUUAUGGAUCCAGAUCCAUUUGAAGGUGAGUGUAAAUUGCAAAGAGUGAAGCUCUGUUGACAUAUGCUAUUGUUGUGAUGUAGCCAGAACUGACCGCGAAUUGUGUUUAAAGUCAACCAUUCAAUUCAAUACACUGUUUUAUCA
Molecule: messenger RNA, 3172 nt
Organism: Helianthus annuus (common sunflower)
Lineage: Eukaryota; Viridiplantae; Streptophyta; Magnoliopsida; Asterales; Asteraceae
Product: probable LRR receptor-like serine/threonine-protein kinase At2g16250
Exons: 4
Coding region: 255-2843 (862 amino acids)
Biological process (GO): protein phosphorylation
Molecular function (GO): receptor serine/threonine kinase binding; ATP binding; protein kinase activity
Source: RefSeq, a predicted model, not a curated record